AUGAACAGCAGCACCAUGGAGCACAUCCAUGGCGUUGACGUCAGCUGGAUGACCCACGGCGCACCAAAAGACGGCAACGCCCCUAAACCAACGAGUCGCCGGCGAAAUACUCUGCAGUCACAAUCGGCACCGCCGCCGCAGUCGCCUGCUACUCCGGCUGCUGGUGCGCCUACCGCCUCAAGCCCCCGGGCUAUGCCAUCCUCGUCGCCGGCCCCCAUCCCGAUCGCCAAUGCCGCCGGCUCCCCUCCAACACAGCAGCUUUCUUCGUCAUUGCCCGCAACGUCGAGCAGUCCACGCGGUCGGCGACCGUCGUGGUUUUCCAACAUCUCCUCCAAAUUCUCGACAAAUCCCGGCUCCAGUCCACCCCAGGCGACCAACACAUCUCCCAAGCAGGCCGAGCUGUCUGUCCCGCGCCCAAACGUCGCCAAGAAUGCGGUACUGCAGCAUGCGGCCAAGUACGAAGGCGAGGGGCCAUACACACCCGCCCCGCCGAAAUCGUCGGGCCAAGCCGGUCUCCUCCACGUAUUUCGUCGGCUGUCUACGUCCACCAGUAACACCGGCCCUUCCGUCAAGGCCAACCACGGCCUAGUCGAGCGUUGCAUAUUGAACGUCGACCACAACCGCGAGCGGUGUCGGCUGCAGGAGUUGAACCAGGCAAAGCUGCGCCGCGUUGCCUUUUGUGUCGAUGUCGAGAUUGCCCCCAUGCCCAAAUACUUGGAUCUGGACCUGGCUGCCAAGCAGGCGGCCGCGACCGUUGGACCGGUCCCGGCCGACAAGUCGCAAAAGCGGAAAUCGAUCGAGAAGAGCGAAGGCGAUGCGCUUAAGCACGCCAGGGCGGGGGCGCUUCUGCCCGAAGACCCCAACGAGCAGUCACAACCGAAUGCCGUAAACGCCGCCUCUAAUCCUGUCGUCUCGUCAACAAAACUCACUCCAAUUCCCGAAAAGGCUCCCUCGGCAUCUCCGACACCCGCCGCAACCGCGACUGCAACCGCGCCAUCCAAUGCCAGCGCACAAGCUGCCGCACCUCCGGUACCCGCAAAGAACGACACGAACGGCGCCGCCUCCCCAAAUUCCAGCCCACCACCCUCAACUUCGACGAGCGCCGACGCACAAACCGGUGGCGCACCUGCUGACCCAAACCGUAAAAAGGAAAAGAAGAAGCGGAGCGAAGAAGAGCGCAAGCUGCGCAAAGAGCGCAAGCGACUCCAAGCUGAAGCAAACGGCAUGAUCCCCAUGGAGAUCUACCUGGACAGUGACGACUCGGACAACACGACCGGCAAGAAGAGCACCCCGUCCACGGCGCCUGCCACACCGCGCACACAGCUCGCACCGACCACCAACCCUGUCCGCAUCUACCGCCGGUGCUGCCAGCUCCGCGAGACCCCCAUCUUGAAGAAGGUCACUGAGCAGCUGGCUGAUCCAGCUGUCUUCUCGAGUGAAGAGGGCAUUGUUUCUAAGCUUGAUCUGACGGGCUACUGGCUGCAGCUGGCCGACCUUGUCACGCUGGGUGACUUUUUGGCUGUCGUGCCCAUCCGUGAAGUGAUCCUGGAAAACUGCGGUCUCAAUGACGAGGGCCUCCGCGUCAUCCUUGCUGGUCUUUUGGCGGCGCGGAAGCCCCAGAAGAAGCAUAUUCAUCUGCACCAUUUCCAUCGCCAUCUCCACAACAAUGGCGCCUCGCACGAGGGUCAGACUGUUCCCGUGACGGCGGCCCUCUCCAAAGGCGAGACCCACCAAGGCGGAUUUGUCGAGCGCCUCGUCCUCAAAAACAAUAAAAUUGGUGUUGAGGGCUGGAAGCACGUGUGUCUGUUCAUCUACAUGUGUCGGUCGCUCAAGGCCUUUGAUCUAUCGAAUGUUGUGUUCCCACAUGUGCUGGUGAACAGCAAGGCGUCGCAUGCAAGCCAAACGCCCGACGCGAAAUCCGCAGCCCAGCAGGCGCCUGCCAAGCAGCAGUUCGACGUCUGCCAGCUGCUAUCAACGUCCAUUGCUGAGCGUCUCGGCGGCUCGAUGCUGGAGCUGCUCAAUUUCGGUGACACGGGCCUGUCGUCCGAACAGCUGGGCUGGAUCGUCGACGGUAUUAUCCAGUCCGGCACGAAGCGGCUGGGUCUUGCGCACAACGACCUCGACGACGCUGGCGUGCAGCACGUUGCGCGCUACCUUGCCAGCGGCCGGUGCGAGGGCCUUGAUCUUGGCGGCAACGACCUGCGCGACCGACUCGAGAAGCUGGCCGACGCCGCCGCCAUCAACGACUCGCUGUGGGCACUCAGCUUGGCAGACUGCAACCUGACGCCGUCCUCGUUGUUCAAGCUCCUCCCAAAGCUGGUGGAUUUGCCCAAUUUCCGCUUCAUUGACCUGUCACACAACCACGACCUGUUCGAGAUUCGACCGAGCGUCACAGCGCUGCUGCGGCGGUACUUGCCAAUGAUGGCAUCGCUCAAGCGGCUGCAUCUAGCGGACGUGGCCAUGACGUCGGAGCAGGCCAUUGCGAUUGCCGAGGUGCUACCUGAGGUCAAGGAGCUGGCGCACCUCAACAUUCAGCAGAACCCGGAGCUCAUCAAGCUGGCCGACGCGCGCACCGAGGAAGCGCAGGAGCAGGCGUGUGCUCUGUACGCGUCGUUCUUGGCGGCCACGCGGCUCUCGAAGAGCAUUGUCGCCGUCGACAUGCCCGUCCCCACCGCCGAGUCUACCGAAAUCGUGCGUGCCAUGGCGAAGCACGUCCUUGCGUAUUGCCUGCGCAAUGUCGAUCGUGUUACACUCGGCAACCCCGCGGCGCUCGUUGUGCUCGGCAACGCCAAGUCGGUGCCGCCAGUGGCCGAGCUGCCUGAGGCGGUGUCAUCGGACAGCGUGUCGUCGAAGACGUUGCUAAGCAAGGGCGACGCCGACUACCCAGACGUGCUACAGCACCUUGUGGGCCACGACGCUGCCAUCGUUGAAGAGGACGAUGACAUUGGCGCUGCUCCUGACGACGACUAUGUCAUUGGCGGUACAGGUGUCGCGCAGGCGCUCGAGUGCUGCCUGAAGAACCGCAACCCCGAGCUGACAGACGGCGCACUUGGUACGGGGGUCAUGCAUGAAGGCGAUAUUGCGUUUAUGGAGGCGGCUGGUAGCGGCCUGCCCGGCCCGGGCAAGGCCAAGGACAUGUCGAAGCAUCUGCUGCAGAGUGCGCGCAAGAUCCGGCUGCGGCUGCAGCCGGCGCUGCAAAAGGCGCGGUCCAUGUCGGCUGUCGACAACCAAGCCUACCAACGCCUUCUCUUCCUCGACAACACGCUCGACGGUAUUAUCAAGCGGUUCGAAGACGAGUUCCCCGAGACGCGGGUGUCGAUCGACAGCGGCGUGUCACUGUCGCAGCCCGCGGUCGAUGCGAAUGCGAACGGACGGCCACAUGCAUCGUCGAUGGACUCGGGCUCGGCAGAGGCGGACGUCGAGGGCGAUACGGCGGCUGUCUUCUUGUCGGACGGCGAGGAUGAAACCGACAUCUUGCCGUCGCGGCUGUCUCGGUCCAACUCGAUCAUGUCGCUGUCCUCCAAGGGUUUGACGAACGAGGAGGGCCGCGUGCUGCGGGCAGGCCACCGGUUCCGCAGCGGUUGGUUCAAGCAUUACAACUUGUUGUCGGGCAUCGACGAGAUCGGAACGGAUCCGGCACACAAACGCGUGCUGUACGAGCUGAUCAACGAGAUGAACGACGCCGGCAUCAACAACAAGCUCGCCGAGAAGGGCAUUGUGCGACUCUUCAAGGAGGACCGCGAAGAACUGCUGCAGAUCCUCAAGGAGCAGGACCCAGAGCACUGGGAACGCUUCAUCGAGUCGCAGGAAAAGGCACGGGCCAAUCUCAAGAUUGAGCUGGGCGGGUCUGGCAGCAACGGUGUGAACGGUGUGAACGGUGUGAGCGAACCCAACGGACCCAAUGGACAGGGCGGAGGCGGAACCAGUGCGCUGACCAGUGCACUGCGGGCUGCGGCAGUGGAGGGCAACGAGUCGGCGAUUGUGGACGACUAG
Molecule: messenger RNA, 3993 nt
Organism: Sporothrix schenckii 1099-18
Lineage: Eukaryota; Fungi; Ascomycota; Sordariomycetes; Ophiostomatales; Ophiostomataceae
Exons: 3
Coding region: 1-3993 (1330 amino acids)
Biological process (GO): nucleocytoplasmic transport; activation of GTPase activity
Cellular component (GO): nucleus; perinuclear region of cytoplasm; cytosol
Molecular function (GO): small GTPase binding; GTPase activator activity
Source: RefSeq, a predicted model, not a curated record